AUGAAUCAGAAAUUCGGGGGAGGGAGGCUGCCCACCGGCACUCCUUCGUUGGCUUGGUCGUCCGUCGUUGUUGUCGUUUCGCUUCUCGCUGGGGCCUCCGUUGUCCACAAUCUCUACAAGCCAGAUCUCGCGCUUAUAAAUCCUAUGCAAUUUGUGCAGACGUUGCCUCCUGUGGAUGGUGUAAACGGGAGCAAGGAGGGGAAGCAACCUGAGAAAGAAUGA
This is a messenger RNA of Prunus armeniaca (apricot), 222 nucleotides long. The record is from the annotation of a GenBank genome assembly. Lineage: Eukaryota; Viridiplantae; Streptophyta; Magnoliopsida; Rosales; Rosaceae.